Messenger RNA from Diversispora eburnea, 228 nucleotides. The record is from the annotation of a GenBank genome assembly. Lineage: Eukaryota; Fungi; Glomeromycota; Glomeromycetes; Diversisporales; Diversisporaceae.
AACAUUUUCACAAUUGGACGAGGAAAAGAACAACAGAUGCUGGGUUAUUCAAAAAAUGGAAGUCUGAAUACACACCACUUAAAGAGAUCAACAAGUCGUGGUAUGACACCCUUUAUAAUGAGGUCAAAUUAGACGAAUUAGAGUUAGUAAUUCAAUCUCUACCAAAUAACAAAGCGCCGGGACAAUCCAAUCUCCAGUACGAGUGGUUUAAAAACCUUCCACAAAAAG